Molecule: messenger RNA, 828 nt
Organism: Asparagus officinalis (garden asparagus)
Lineage: Eukaryota; Viridiplantae; Streptophyta; Magnoliopsida; Asparagales; Asparagaceae
Product: beta-galactosidase 4-like
Exons: 6
Coding region: 38-793 (251 amino acids)
Biological process (GO): carbohydrate metabolic process
Cellular component (GO): vacuole; cell wall
Molecular function (GO): beta-galactosidase activity
Source: RefSeq, a predicted model, not a curated record
CCCACACACUCUCUCUCUCUCUCUCUAACCUCCACCAAUGUCGUCGAAGGCAGAACCCACUCCCCCUCAUCGCUCAACACCCACAGUCCUCCUCCUUGCUUGUCUAGUAAUCCUCUCAACUCUCUGGUACCCCCUCCCUCAACCCAACAGGCCCACCUCUGUUUCUUAUGAUCACAGAGCAAUCACAAUCAAUGGGCAGCGAAAAAUCCUCAUCUCUGGCUCCAUUCACUACCCCAGGAGCACUCCUGAGAUGUGGCCUGAUCUCAUUCGAAAGGCUAAAGAUGGGGGCUUGGAUGUUAUAGAGACCUAUGUGUUCUGGAAUGGGCACGAGCCUUCCCCUGGCCAGUAUUACUUUGAGGAAAGAUAUGAUCUUGUUCGGUUUGUUAAGCUCGUGGAGGAGGCUGGGCUCUAUGUUCAUCUUAGAUUAGGCCCUUACAUUUGCGCUGAAUGGAAUUUUGGGGGGUUUCCUGUUUGGCUGAAGUAUGUACCGGGUAUCAGUUUCAGAACUGAUAAUGAGCCUUUCAAGGCUGAAAUGGAGAAAUUCAUAAAGAAGAUAGUUUCCAUGAUGAAGACAGAAGGGUUAUAUGCUUGGCAAGGUGGUCCCAUUAUCCUUUCGCAGAUUGAGAAUGAGUAUGGACCUGUGGAGCACUAUGGCGGCCCCGGUGACAAGGUGUAUGCAUCAUGGGCAGCAAAAUUGGCGCUUGCUCUUGAUGUUCGAGUUCCGUGGAUUAUGUGCAAGCAAGUUGAUGCCCCUGAUCCAAUUGUAUGUUUAUUCCCUUUCCACUCUUCAUGAAUUCAGUUUGUUUCUAUUGCAAUCUCGUGAACCAU